This is a messenger RNA of Nerophis lumbriciformis (worm pipefish), 2619 nucleotides long. RefSeq names its product centrosomal protein 55 like (gene cep55l). Gene Ontology annotation, biological process: establishment of protein localization; mitotic cytokinesis; regulation of phosphatidylinositol 3-kinase/protein kinase B signal transduction. Gene Ontology annotation, cellular component: midbody. Lineage: Eukaryota; Metazoa; Chordata; Actinopteri; Syngnathiformes; Syngnathidae. The record is from RefSeq and is a predicted model, not a curated record.
CCCCUUGCGGAAGUGACGUCACGGCGCUGUAAUUCAAACUGCAGGAAGCGAAAAGCAAGGGAACGGUCUUCCUUCCUGACACAACAAAAGAUUAAUUUGACGUCAAAGCGUCGAUUCUGUUCCGCUCCAACCCUCACAACCAAGAAAGCCACAAUGACAUCCAAAGGUGCAAAAGACACCUUGGUGGCCAAACUAGGCUUCAAAUCCAGCAGCUCAGCCUCUAAAGCCGAGGCGGAGGUGGAGAAGGUGAGGCGGGAGAAUGCUCAUCUCAGGAAGAAGAUUGACGAACUGGCCAAACGACACAUAAGACCGCCUGACUCGGACAAAAGCAAGCUGCUGGAAAGAAUUGUUUCCCUGGAGACGCUUCGAGUGAGGAACAAUCAACAGUUGCUGGUCAGAGAGCAAGAGCUGGAAGCUGUGAGGCAGCAGCUGACGGCUAAAGGCGGCGAGGUGGUGGCGGCGCUGCAGUCCCAGCUGGACCAGCGGCGGAAGGAUGCGGAGCAGAGAGAUGUGCAGUUCCAGAAUCUGUCGCAGGAGACGCAGAACCUGAAAAACAAGCUCGCCACCGUUUCUGCACGCUGCCAGACACUGGAGACACAAGCUGGGAACGGACAGGCGCCCCCUGCAGACCUGGUGGUGGUACAAGACCAGCUGAGAGAUGCGCUGGAGAAGAACCAGCAGUGGCUGCUGUACGACCAGCAGCGAGAGGCCUUCGUCCAGUCCGUCUUGGCCCGCACGCACGAGCUAGAGCAGCAUCUCAACCGGGCCAAGCAGCAGGACACGCCCACACAGGAGGUGGCGGCCGACAGCUCGCAGAAGGAAGCGCAGCUCAUGAAGGAAGUGGAGAAGCAAAGAGAUCAGAUAGAGAGAACACAGCAGGAGCUCCAAACCCAGAAGGAGCAGAACGUCCGGAGUCAGGGUGAUCUGCACCAUCAGUGCGAGCAGGUCGCCAGGUUGCAGGAGGAGAUGUCGGUGCUGCAGCGGCGCUUGGACGACAAAUGUGACGAGCUGGCGUGCCUGCAGAGGAAGUGCAAGGAGCGCAGCAAAGAGCUGGAAGAGACCAGGAUGCAGCUGCAGACAGAGCGCCACAGUAACAGACAUGCUGCGUCUGAGGAGAGGCAGGUGUCCUCGGAGCGAGUGGACAGAAUGAGGGUCGAGCUGGAGAGCGUGGACUUAAGACUGGAGGAGGAGAGGAAGAGAUCGGCUGAACUUCUGCUUCAAGUCAACGUGCUGCAGAAAUCUCUCCUGAACCAAAGCGAAGAGCAGAGGAGGAUUGCAGCACUGGAGCAGCAGAUCCAACUCUCGGCGAAAGACUUUGAGAACGAGAAGUUGGACCGUCAGAGCGUCCAACACCAGCUUCACAAGGUCCUCAAGGAGCUCCGCAAGGCCCGUGAGCAGAUCGCCAAGCUGGAGUCUUCGAAGCAGCCUAACAGCCGCUUCUCGGAGCCCAGCUCUUACAGCAAGCUGGAGCGGCUGGCCAUUGACGACCCGCGCUCGCCCACGUCGCCCUCCAAAUCCGGCGGCCUCCUGGACGAGAGCUUCCUGGAGUGUCCUAAUUGCCGCGUCCACUACCCCACCAGCCGCCACCGCGAGCUGCUGGCUCACAUCGACUUCUGCUUGGCCUGAGCGCCCUCAGCCUGCAGCACGUAAUCAUGAAACACACGCUUUCUUUUUAAAUAUCAUUUUUACCAGGCAGGCUUAUCAUGAGAAGGUAACAAUUAAGAUAUCAUUUAUCAGGUUAGAAGGGCAACUUUGGUCUGUGAAGUCCAAAUGAUGGUAUUUAAAUGCCAAAGAUUGACUAUACUUGAGUUUCUGCUUUGUUUUGUUUUUCAUAAGGUGCUUGUUUUUGUCAUAUUUAUUUUUGGGUUGGUUUUUCAGUGAGCUUCCAUCUUUUUAGGGCAACUUUAAUCAGUAUUUGCUCUUUUUAUAGGUAAAGGUAUUAUUUGUUUAUUUGAACUUUCUUUGAUGGUCUUGGCUCAAAGUUAUUGGUUUUUUUUUUAUAUAUAUUGUUAAAUAUAACCCUGAUAAUAGGGAUCAUCUUUACAUUCCUGCCUUCAACUAUCAUGAAAAAAGAUCAUGUGACAACCCUGAAUAUUUUUUUAAACCUGUUUCUGGACAAAUAUUUCAUGGAAAAAAACUUACAAUCUCAAAAAACACAUAUUGAGACCUUUUCCUCCUUUGGUGUGUGAGUGACGGGAUGAAAAGCUCCGACUUGUUUGGAAGAAAUAUAAUCAUAGGACAAAGCUAAUGUUUUUAAAUAUUGUGGUCACUCCGUUCUGCUUUUAACCAUAUAAGAAUCAUGUAUAACUUCAUUUGGCAGCACAGUUAUUCUCUUCUUUCUAGACUUUUGAGUCUAAUAUGUUGCUGCUUUUCCCUUUCAUCGCCACCAUGACUUGUCAUGGCGGCAACAAGAUUGCAUCGAGUUAAUUCCUUGUAAGAAACUAUUUAAGGCCGAGGAUUAGCGACGGUCCUCUCUCGGCCGGGUGGAAAGGUGUCUUUAUUCCCGCCCGCCGCCUCGGUAAUGAAACUCCUUCGAAGUUUGGGUUUUUAAAUCCUUUCGGACAACUUUCUGUUUUGCUUAUGUCCUUUCUUUUGUUGUGCAAUAAACUUUCAAAAAUA